AUGGCAGCUUUCAACUUCACCCUGUCUGACCCUUAAUUCAUGCUGACGGGAAUCCCUGGCUUGGAAGCUGCUCACAUCUGGAUUUCUAUCUCUUUCUGUAUGUUCUACACUAUCAGCCUGUUGGGAAAUGUCACAGUUCUGUUUGUUGUAGGCAAAGAGCAGACCCUGCACAAGCCGAUGUACCUGCUGCUCUGCAUGUUGGCGCUCACAGACAUCGGCAUGUCUACCUCUGUUAUGCCGAAGGCACUGUGUAUAUUUUGGUUUAAUUUGAAAGGCAUUACUGUGGGUGGCUGCCUCACUCAGAUGUUCUUCCUUCAUGCGGUUUCUGUUAUGAAGUCAGCUGUCAUUGUGAUAAUGGCCUUCGAUCGCUACAUUGCCAUAUGUAACCCUCUGAGAUAUACCACCAUCCUCACCAACACACGAAUAGCUAAGCUAGGGCUAGUGGGUUUGAUACGAGCUGUUCUCUUCAUUUUCCUGCCCCUGCUCCUGAGCAGGCUGCCAUUCUGUGCCAACCGCAUUAUCCCCCACAUGCACUGCGACCACAUGGCUGUGGUGAAGAUCUCGUGUGGGGACAUCACAAUCAACUGGACGUAUGGUUUGGUGAUAACAUUUGUAGUCAUCGGGUUAGACCUGACACUCAUUGCCCUGUCCUACAGUUUGGUCUUCAGGGCUGUUCUCAGAAUCUCCUCCAAGAAAGCCCACCAGAAAGCCCUCAACACCUGUACAGCCCACAUCUGUGUGAUCCUGACGGCCUGUGCUUCCUGCCUCUUCUCUAACCUGACCCACCGAUUCGGUCAGGGCUUCGCUUCCAACGUGCGCAUCAUAUUGGCCAACCUCUAUUUCCUCAUCCCUCCCAUGCUCAACCCAAUCAUUUAUGGGGUCAAAACAAAAGAGCUUCGUGACAAAGUGGGCAAAUACAUAUGCAGAAUAUGA
Dermochelys coriacea (leatherback sea turtle) is the source of this 933-nucleotide messenger RNA. Its product is annotated as putative olfactory receptor 52P1. Gene Ontology annotation, molecular function: G protein-coupled receptor activity; olfactory receptor activity. Gene Ontology annotation, biological process: G protein-coupled receptor signaling pathway. The record is from RefSeq and is a predicted model, not a curated record. Lineage: Eukaryota; Metazoa; Chordata; Testudines; Dermochelyidae. Gene Ontology annotation, cellular component: membrane.